Messenger RNA from Blepharisma stoltei, 666 nucleotides. The record is from the annotation of a GenBank genome assembly. NCBI's taxonomy places the organism in Eukaryota, Ciliophora, Heterotrichea, Heterotrichida, Blepharismidae.
AUGAAAAGAAAAAGAUCAAGAGAAGAUAGGCUUCAAGGUGGUAAAUUUCGAUUUUUAAACGAAAUGCUUUAUACCACUGAAAGCUCUCGAAGUUUUAAGUUAUUUCAAGAAAAUCCAGAAAUGUUUGAAGAGUAUCACAAAGGCUUUAAAUCCCAAAUAGAGUCAUGGCCUGUGAAGCCGAUUUCUUUGGUAGAAGAAGAAGUUAGAAAAUUAUACUCAGGAAACCCUAUUAAAUUAGCUGAUUUAGGCUGUGGCGAUGGGAUUCUAUACACAAAAUUGUCUGAUCUUGAAAGGAUUAAAGUAUAUUCUUAUGACUUAAUUGCAAAAGCUGAUCAUAUCACUGCUUGCGAUAUUACAAAGCUACCACUCCAAGAUAGAGCAUUAGAUAUAGCUGUGUUUUGCCUUUCUCUUAUGGGAACUAAUCAUGUGGAGAUGGUAAAAGAAGCUUAUAGGUGCUUAAAGAAAAAAGGAUAUCUAAUUGUAGCUGAAGUUGCUUCACGAUUUGUUCAUGAUGAAUUUAUUGACAAAAUGAAACUUCUAGGGUUCAAGCUUAAUAAAGAAAUUAUACCAAAUAGUUUUUUUUCAUUGUUUAUUUUCAGAAAAUUUGGCCAAUGCAGUUCACAACCAGAGUCGCUAUUAAAUCCAUGCAUAUAUAAAAAGAGAUAG